Molecule: messenger RNA, 3357 nt
Organism: Gadus macrocephalus (Pacific cod)
Lineage: Eukaryota; Metazoa; Chordata; Actinopteri; Gadiformes; Gadidae
Product: leucine-rich repeat-containing protein 38-like
Exons: 3
Coding region: 1163-1921 (252 amino acids)
Cellular component (GO): voltage-gated potassium channel complex
Molecular function (GO): transmembrane transporter binding; voltage-gated potassium channel activity; potassium channel activator activity
Source: RefSeq, a predicted model, not a curated record
GGAGCGCAGCGGUGUCGUGAUCAGCUUGUUGCAGAACGCCAACACGUGGAUUAAAAGGUGCGUAGCUGUGCGCGCGCCGCGGAGCCUCAGCGGCUUCUCCUCGCGGCGAUGAAGACGCUCACAGGGCAUUUCCCGCGCGCAACAGUGCGCUAUUAGCCUAUACUGUCUCAUCACACACACACACACACACACACACACACACACACACACACACACACACACACACACACACACACACACACACACACGCACUCAAACACGCAACCACAUACACGCACGCAGGCGCACACACACACACACACACACACACACACACACACACACACACACACACACACACACACACACACACACACACACACACACACACACACACACACACAUACACACCCGCCUUACGGUCGGUACGGUACGGUCCAUGUGUCGUCAUGGUAACAGCCCUCGGAUGGAACACCCCCUCUGACCCCGAUUCCUCGUGCGCCGUCCGGUGAGGAGUCGUGCAUCACACGCGACAAACCGAAGACGGAGAUAGAAAGGAGGAAGAGGCGCAACGAAGGAGGAUUUUUUUCUAUUUCAGAGCACUGGGAAGGACUGAGGAAUCCAUAUUCUUAAAAUGCUGCUGGCCGUGUAUCAUCACAUCAUACGCUGGAGGUCUGCGCUUCGCCUGAUCUGCUCCCCCAGAUCUUGGGGCUGAUGAGAGCGUCUGCAGAAGACCCUCCCUGCAAAGUCGGUACACACGCGCGCACUCAGAGCUUGCGGGGCUGAUCCAUCCAGACCGAUCGGUGCUGCUGUGAUCUGCAGGAACGCCACAUCAUCUUCGUCAUCCUCGUCCUCCAGUCACGCGCAUAUCUCUCCCUCGCCGCUGUCUGACGGCCGCCGUUUCGCGGCUGUGGUGUAAACAGGAAGUGAUGUUGGCACUGGGAGACUAAGAGAGAGCGAGAGGCUAAAGAGAGAGAGCGAGCGAGAGAGUCUUCAGAGGCAAGCUUCGCGUUUCCUUCCCUCCCUCCUCUUCCUCUGAACUCGACGCCCUCCCUGGAAGCCAUCCAUGUUCAGAUGACCCCCUCGCCAGCCCCCCAGGCGUAGACACCCCCCUCCUCCUCCUCCCCCCCCCCCCCCCCUUUCCCUCCCUCCACCUCUGGCCUCUCCCCCCUCCCCCCCAACAAUGUACCCAUGCAUCACCCGGCUGCAGACCAUCCUCGCCCUGCUGUACUCCACCAUGCUGUCCCGGGGCCACACGUGCCCCUCUAGGUGCCUCUGCCCGGACCACCACACCGUGGACUGCUCCGGCCGCGCCCUCACCCACCUCCCGGGCCCCUUCCCCCUCAACGUGCGCCGCCUGCUGCUGGCCAACAACUGGAUCUCCUGGAUCCCGUCGGACUUCCUGCUGCUCUACAGCGACCUGGUGUACCUGGACCUGAGGAACAACUCGCUGUCCCAGUUGGAGCCCGGCACGCUCAGCACCCCCUUCUCCAGGCUGGUCUUCCUGGACCUGGGCAGCAACAACCUGACGGAGAUCCCCUCGGGGUCGUUCGGGGAGUCCCGGAGCCUGAUCAAGCUGCGCCUGGGGGACAACCCCUACCUGAGCGCGGUGGGGCCGCACGCCUUCCAGGGCCUCAGCUCCCUGCGGGAGCUGGGCCUGGAGCGGAACGGGCUGUCGGACCUGGACGUGGGCGCCCUGGAGCCCCUGGCCUCCCUGCGGACGCUGCGGCUGGAGGGGAACCCCUGGGAGUGCAGCUGCCGCUUCGCCAAGCUGUUUGCGUGGCUCACGGAGCACCGCGACAAGCUGCCCACGGGUGAGGAUAAUAAGCGGCUUACGCCCCGUGCCAUGCAUGCGCCUCUAAAGCCCUGGCGGGCGGGACAGGAAAUCGGCCACACGCCGCUGGUAAUCCGGGCCGGGGCGACCGUCGGCGAUUUCGGGUGAUUCCGCUGUUGUCGGCGGCCGCCCCUUGGACGCCACACACACACACACACACACACACACACACACACACACACACACACACACACACACACACACACACACACACACACACACACACACACACACACACACACACACACACACACACACACACACACACACACACACACACGCACGGUCCAUCAGGACAACACUGAGCCAAGAGGAAACGUUUUUUAGAUUACAUUUUAAGAGCCGCAUGUCCAACGCCGCGGACACAUUCUGUUAUUGUUUGUUGUUAUCCGACCACAGCUCCUGUUUAAUCCCGGUGCCAACAUCAUUUGUUAGACAUGGCUCGGUUUCGCUUUCUAACGUAACGGUGGGUUGAGUUCUCCCCGUUGGUUUUAAAACCCACACCUGCAUGUCUCCACACGGCACGUCGCCAGGGACCCUAGCCGGUAGCGGUUGCCUUGACAGUCCCCUCUUCAAGAUAAUGGGAACUGGGAAGCUACCUCAUUUCCCCGGUGUGGUUUCAUGUUUGGCUGCGAAUCCUCUCUGGGGGCUUUUUCCCGUUUAGUCCCAUCGUUCAAUUAGCGUUCCCAUGGCCAUGGGGACUGAUAGAAUUGUGAAUAGUCAAUUACAUCCUCAUUGGCCAGAUAAGCGCAUGCUAAUCGAAAUGUACACUGAAUGCAUCGGCCGACAAGAGAGACAAAAAGACACUCUCCCUUCCAGUGCUACGUGUUGCCUGAAGAGAUAGACGCCACACACACACACACACACACACACACACACACACACACACACACACACACACACACACACACACACACACACACACACACACACACACACACACACACACACACACACACACACACCACCUCUGCCUGUGCUUCUACUGUUGUGACACAUCCUCAUCUUAACCUUUCUCUUUGUGUCUACCUCCUAUUUGAGUGGCUGUGCGGGAUGUUUUGGCAACACGAUAUAUAAGCUUAUAAUUACGAUGAGUGCAUAUUAGGUUAUUAUGGUCACACAUACUUGUGCACGUGUGCAUGCUUUUGUGUGAGUCUCUGUCUUUGUAUUGUGUUUAUGAUGUCGUGAUGUCUCUUUGUGUGUGUGUGUGUGUGUGUGUGUGUGUGUGUGUGUGUGUGUGUGUGUGUGUUUGUGUCUGUCUCUUCUCUCCAUGGGGCUGGGUGCCGAGGCAAGGAGGACAGUCAUGUGACCGCCGUGUCACCCAGCGAUGAGGUCAUCGAGGCUAUUUCCAUACGAAAAACCCUUUCUGCUCUUAAAUGUACCGGCUUACGCCUGCAUGCUUACGUGCACACACACACACACACACACACACACACACACACACACACACACACACACACACACACACACACACACACACACACACACACACACACACACACACACACACACACAUACACACACACAUACACACACACACCAAA